Ciona intestinalis (vase tunicate) is the source of this 1103-nucleotide messenger RNA. NCBI's taxonomy places the organism in Eukaryota, Metazoa, Chordata, Ascidiacea, Phlebobranchia, Cionidae. The record is from RefSeq and is a predicted model, not a curated record.
AUGUUAUGGGCCUGUUCCGUUCCUUAGCGAGACCUAACUUGGCUGAUUUUUAUGUAAUUAGUUACACAGAUAUAUUAUUUAGGCAAUGGCUGCUGCUGGUAAAAGCUGCUUUCCGAUUAUCAAAUACAUUAUGUUUCUGUUUAAUCUACUUUUUUCGAUCGGCGGAGGGGCAUUACUCAGCGUUGGUGUUUGGAUAGUUGUGGACGGAGUAAGCUUUCGGCAAAUAUUAUCAGUUUCGAAUUCGGCGAUAUUUUCUGGGGUGUGGUUGCUUUUGUUUGUCGGAGGUCUGAUUUUUCUUCUUGGAGUACUUGGUUGCUGCGGUGCACUGACUGAAAGCAAAUGCCUACUUUUAAUGUUUUUCUUUGUCGUUCUGGGGGUUUUCGUUGCAGAGAUCACUGCAGGGAUCAUGGCGUUUAUUUACUAUCCAAAGGUAACUGCCUACAUGGACGUUUCAUUAAAAGAAAGAUAUGGAAAUAUGAAAGAACAUAGAAUUACUACUGAUAACUGGGACACACUACAAACUGUGUGGAAAUGCUGCGGAAUAAACGGCCCAGAAGACUGGCAAUAUAGCAACUGGGUGAAACAGCAUGACCCCAACACCUCAACGUCGUUUAACCGACAACAAACGAACAUGAACGAUUCAAUCGAAAACAAACAAAAAACAAAAUAUCUUGACGGAAUCGUCAGUUCUCCGUUGAAUGAGGAACGAGAAUGGCUUCUGGUUGCGAGGGAGCAAUACAUACCCAGUGCAUGCUGUUUAAAGACAUCGCUAAUAGAAGCGGCCGAUGCCACUUUAGACUUGGAAAAAUGUUUACAGUGGAACCCGAAUACGCCAGACAUAUUUGUUGAAUAUCUUUACAAUGAGGGGUGUGCCAAGAAGUCAGGAGUUUACUUUUGGAUUCUUGGAUGUCUUGUAAUAGGAAUAUUGGUUAUUGAGGUAUUUGGACUGAUCAUCACAUGCUGUUUGUACAAAGGUAUUGAUACUGCGAGACAUUUACGACGCCAGAUGAGACAAGUUACUUGAACAGCGACAUAGUAGGGAGGGGGGAGAUGGGACACCUUUUCAUUCUAUUUUCUCGUCCAAUUUGUUAGUAAACAAAGAA